This is a messenger RNA of Funneliformis mosseae, 1158 nucleotides long. NCBI's taxonomy places the organism in Eukaryota, Fungi, Glomeromycota, Glomeromycetes, Glomerales, Glomeraceae. The record is from the annotation of a GenBank genome assembly.
AUGAAUUCUACUACCUUUUCAGCGGCUAUAUUUCCUCUAAUUAAUAAGGAUUAUAUUAUCUCUUCAGCGAUUACAUUUCCUUUCUUUAAUAAGGAUUCUACUAGUUCUUCAGUAGCUAUUUUUCCUCUAGUCAAUAAGGAUUAUACUACCUCUUCGACAACUACAUUUCCUUUAUUUAACAAGGAUUCUACUAAAUGUAAACUUUUGCAAAUCAAGCAAGAGCAAAUUACUAUUAACGUUUCAGUGCAAGAUGGGAUAUCUAUAAUGAAAUCUCCCACUCGUUCAGAAUUACAGGUGAUUUUUCAAUCAUCCAUUUCACUGCCUAUUGAAGUAAGUAAGAAAGAGGUUAGUGAUAUGAUGAGACAAUGCAAUAGAGAGAAAAAACUUUUGCAUAGAUCAACACAUUCAAACCAAGAUCAGGAUAAGCUCUCAAUUUCUCAGAAUAAUUCCUCUAUGCCCCUAGAAGAUUCUGUAAAAACUGAAACUAAUACAAGCAGUUCGCAAUUAUCAAUCAAAUUGAAUGUUUGCAGAAAAGGAAAAGCUCAAGUACUACCCAAGAAUACAAAAGUUUCCCAUGAUUAUAUAGUAGCUCAAGAUUUUAUACAAGAAGUGUCUUCAGAGUUGAUAGAUGAAGAUGAUGUCCAAGUUAUUGAUGGAAAUCAGAAGCUUACAACUGACAUGAUAAUAGAAGUUGAGCUUGCUCAUUUAUUUCUAAAUGUAAGUAUUGAAGGGAAGAACACUACGCAGGUUAAACAAAAAGAGAUUUCAUGUCACUACUCAUAUGGAAAAAAGUUUGAAGAAAGUCAUUUUUCUGGAAUAACAUUGAAGACUUUAUGUAAAAGAACCCAAAGAGCCAUAAAGAUUUACAAACUGUUCGAAAAGAUAGGAGUAGAUAGAAUUAAGAAUAUCAAAUCUUACAGUGCAGAUUCUAUUUCAAAGUUUACUAAGCCUCAAAUCCAAAUUAUUCUGAAUUAUUUUAGUAGAUCUGGCUAUGCUAAUAUAAAACUAAAAAAGCUUAACUCAUAUUCUGUAAGCAAAAAUAUAAAAAAAGUGAGACCUAAAGUCCCACUCGAGAAAAGUCAAGGGUCUGUUCCAAAAAAAUUAUCAGAUGCCAGGAUAAGCACUCCACCUAUAUCUCAAACUUUGAAAACCAAUUAG